This is a messenger RNA of Metopolophium dirhodum (rose-grain aphid), 2333 nucleotides long. RefSeq lists its product as uncharacterized. The record is from RefSeq and is a predicted model, not a curated record. Lineage: Eukaryota; Metazoa; Arthropoda; Insecta; Hemiptera; Aphididae. Gene Ontology annotation, biological process: snRNA transcription by RNA polymerase II; positive regulation of transcription by RNA polymerase III; snRNA transcription by RNA polymerase III. The transcript has 15 exons. Bases 709 to 2190 code for a protein of 493 amino acids. Gene Ontology annotation, cellular component: transcription elongation factor complex.
UAUUAUUAUUAUCUACAUUUUAAUAUUAUUCUAUAUUUCUAUUCAUUACGCUUUUUGUUUUCAGUUUUGUAACUUGUUAAUUGUUUAGUCAAAGUCGUUUAAUAUUUGAUGUAUAUAACUAAUAAUUCGUCGAUGUGACCUUUAAAAUAAAAUAAUAAUGACAUUACUAUUACCUAUAGAGUAAAGAAUAUAUUAUCAGAUGUACCUAGGUAGCGUAUAUUCUACUGUUGUGAACUACUUGUUAAAUUUUUCAAAUACAUCUCGUUGUCGAUUCCAAAUGAUAUGCAAGACCAACCAAGGUAUCAAAAACCAAAUUUUGAUCAACAAAAUAUGCAAAAUAAUGUUCCUCCAAAAUUUAAUCCUGAGAUUGCUAUACCGUUAUAUGAUAUAAAUGAUUUGUAUCAAAAUGCUCAAUGUUUUCAAAAUGAUCCUGAAGUUUACAAUAAAAAAAAGCAAUAAAGCAAAACAAAAUUCAAAAAAAAAUAAUAAUGAACUUAAAAUUACUACACAAUUUUUAUUUGGUCAUCAUGUGCCACCAUAUUAUUCAGUAUUGAAUCAUACACUAAUGGAUAAAUAUGUAAUGCAUUUAUUCAAACCUAAUGCUCCUACUGCUAAAAUUCUGAGGCAAUUCCGCCUAUCACAAGCAGGCAUUUGCUUCACUUGAAAUUUGUUCUUGAGCUUCAGUGACGCCAAACAUAGUUUUAACGAAUGCACAAAGAUAUUAUUGAACAUGAACGAGAAAUGUUUGAUCAUUGGCUCUCAAACCUUUGGGAAGAAAAUUUGAAAAAUCGUCGAUUAAAUACCAUUCCGUACAUUGAGAAUUACAUUAAAUCUGCUUGUAAUUUUUCAAAUGGUUAUAUUAAAUCACACUAUGGUGGUACAUAUAGUUCAAAGAUGAAGAUCGACUAUAAUAUAAGAGAUGAAGUUGAAGUGAAUAAAGUUGAAAUGUUAUAUUGUAAAAGAGUACAGACUAGUAAAAAUGAUACAAUAAUUAAUCUUCCUAUGGUAAUUGAUAUUGGAAAUCUAGAAUCAAAAAUUUCUUUUAAAGAUGGUGUGUUUAAUCCACCUCAAAAAAUUCCUCUUGUGGAAGAUGAAUGUUGUCGUACACUGUCAACGACAAAUGCCAUUGAUGUUAACAUAUGUUUAAGUAGUAUAAAAAGUAUUAUGAAUCUAGAGAAACCCAAUAGUUUAUGGAUAAUUCCUGUCAAUGUAGAUAUUGAUACUGAUGAGCGUAAAACAAUUUAUGUUGGAGGAGCAUUAUCUACUGGACAUUUCUCUCAACAACAAAAAAGUUGGUAUUAUCUUAGAAAAGAAUUGAAAAAAAAAUUGAAAAAUGCCUCACCUAAUGAAGCUGUUCAGGACGAUUAUAACAAUUACAACUAUGAUAAAUGGAUGUUAAAAGUCAGCGAUGUCAAUGGCAUUGACAAAUCGUUCAAUUUACUUGUAAGAAAUAAACCCCAUGGCAUACAAGAACAGAUCAAACCACACAAUACCCCAGUAGUAAUAAUACCAAAGGUUGAGUAUCAACCAGAAUUUGGCUUCGAAAAAGUCAGUGAAGAACAGCUUGUUGAAUAUUGGCUGGAUACAAGCUUCAGAUGUCCCACAACCAAAUUAGCAUUAGUCUCAGUACAACACAAUAUGGACCUGAUGCAUGUGAAAUGGACAAUUGAAGAAGUAGAGAGUUUAAGUUCAAUUGGCAAAGACCAAAUGUAUCUACAAAGAUUGUAUCUAACUCUAGAAAAACUCGCACAAUUAGGCAAUGGAGAAUAUGUACUGCUACACAAUCCUAAAAAACCAUUCCACGUUGACGUCUACCAGUCAUCAGCGUAUGGUGGUUUCAAUUUAAUGAACAUGUAUUUUGUUCUACAACAGACUGAAGUUUCUGAUUCAUUGGUUUGGAAUCCUAUAGACAGGGAAAUAUUAUGUCCAAUUCAUAAUUACUUUAAAGUUGCACCGUGCAUGUUCAGGCCAAAUCCUGAUCAAUUAGAUAUCCAAACGAUAAAUGAACAAGUGACCAGAUUCAAUAUAAAUAGGAAAAGCAAGGAGAAUUAUGAAAAUGCGCAACUACAAAGAAAAAAGAGGAUUAAAAUGGAAAAAAAUAAAAUGAAAAGGAAAUUAAAAAGAGAAAAUGAUAUUUUAUAUAAUAUCAAAAAUAAUACGUUAAACAUUGGUAAUUCAUUGACAAAUUAAAAACAAUCUGUACCUCAUUUUGAUGAGUCAAAAAUUUCAAUCUUUGUAAUUUAAAAAAAUAAAUAUAUUUUUCUUGUUAAUUUGAUAUAUUAAGUAUAGGAUCUUUUUUAAGAAUGGAAAUAAACGCAUUGAGCAAUAUUGUA